CUAGAGUGGAAGAGACUUUCUUUGCUUUUUCUUUAUGAAUUCAUUCGGAGUAAGGAUGGUCAACCACAUCUUGUUGAAGAGUGUGCUGCUCGCUGUAACCUUGAUGGUCACUUCUGGAAUUCCAGAUAAGCUGUUUACUUGCUGUAAGCAAGUCAGCACAAGUGAGAUAACGGAACCAAUAUUAACAUAUCGGAUCCAGCAGGCAGAUCCUCCAUGUGUUACUGCCGUAAUAUUUAUUACAGAAAAGGACCAUUACUGCAUUUAUAUAAAGGCUCCAUGGGUGAAACGGAAGGUUGCAGAGUUAAGUAAUAGAGCAAGAGCUUGGUUAUCUACACAUAAGGUGGUCAGCUCAACGCCUCUGUCACCAUCAUCUUCACUGCCAUCAUCAUCAUCACCAUCAUCAUCAUCAUCAUCAUCAUCAUCAUCAUCAUCAUCAUCAUCAUCACCAUCAUCAUCACCAUCCUCCUUGCUCCUCUCCAUCAUUACAUCCACCACUUCUCCUCCCUCAUCGUCCGUAAUGCUACCUUAUUCCUCAUCAUCCCCAUCAUUCCUCUCUUCUUCUUCCUCCACCAUUGCAACCAGUGAGACUUCGUCUAGAACCACAGAUGAGAAAAAACGAAUCUCCUCCACAACCAGCUAAGAAAAAGGAAAAGCUAACGUGCUUUUCCAUAUCCCAACUGAAGUCAGAGAGACUUAAGGAAUAGAACGAUGCAAAA
Molecule: messenger RNA, 716 nt
Organism: Cyprinodon tularosa
Lineage: Eukaryota; Metazoa; Chordata; Actinopteri; Cyprinodontiformes; Cyprinodontidae
Product: cell wall integrity and stress response component 1-like
Exons: 4
Coding region: 35-640 (201 amino acids)
Biological process (GO): immune response
Cellular component (GO): extracellular region
Molecular function (GO): chemokine activity
Source: RefSeq, a predicted model, not a curated record